Molecule: messenger RNA, 984 nt
Organism: Dioszegia hungarica
Lineage: Eukaryota; Fungi; Basidiomycota; Tremellomycetes; Tremellales; Bulleribasidiaceae
Exons: 1
Coding region: 1-984 (327 amino acids)
Source: RefSeq, a predicted model, not a curated record
AUGCUACACACCUUCACUGCACUCCCCACUUCACUGGAUGGGGAUGCGAUCACGUACACACUCGGCGAUCCAUCUUCCGACCCGAAGACAACCGCUCACUCUCUGACCAUCCUGACAUACCUUACUCCAUCGGACGAUACGCAUCCUUGUCUACUCAAUGAUCGAGUCGACAAGGGUUACAAAUGUGUCCAAGAUGACAGGCUCCAGAGCACACUCGGCAAGCAGGAGGGGAAGUUCAACCAAGUCACCGUCGAGUUCACAGGAAGCGAGCGCACACCGGCUGCAGAUCGCGGUGAGGAUGAAGACGACGCAACCCACCCAUUCCCAUACUGGGCGUUCCGUGCAUUGGAGGGUCUUGGACCUGUCGACUUCAUCCACCGCAAUGCAGACGGUCAGGCAGCGCAAUACAUGUGCCGAUCGGAUGUGAAACAAGCCACGUCUUUCGCGGAAGGGAUAUCGGAGAGAUGGGGGGCGAAGGAGACGUCCGGGGCGAGUGUCGGCGGGAAAGACUUCAUCAUCGGCGAAUGGGUCGAGGCAGCCCAGCUGGAUCAGGACUGGCUGGCUGCGCAGCUCAUCACCGACGGGUGGAAGAAGACUGGACCAUUCGAGAACCACUGCACUCUGGUGCGCGGUAGCCGAGCUGAUGCCGAGGCAGUUGCGGAGGCUGGGGGUUCCGAUGUUGAGACGGCGCACGAAGAAUUACUUGCUGAGGUCAGGGAUGCGGUCCUCCUCGAGUUGAAUUGGAACCGAUGGGCACCCAUAUCUGAUUCGGGUUACGAUGCCCGCAACCUUGCGGAGUUUGUCAACGAGAGGGUCAGCGUGAUGUGGGCGGACGACUUCAAGGCUACAACCCAUGGCCAACGUCUGCAAGUACACGAGUCAAGAAUGCCCGGUGUACUCGCCAACAUCCGCGCUGAAGUGGAGAAGCGAGCAGAAGAGGCGGCCAGGUCGUGCCAGCCGGCCAGUGAACCAUCGUGGAAUUGA